Spea bombifrons (plains spadefoot toad) is the source of this 1283-nucleotide messenger RNA. It is a transcript of the gene SOCS3, whose product is annotated as suppressor of cytokine signaling 3. The transcript has 2 exons. The record is from RefSeq and is a predicted model, not a curated record. Gene Ontology annotation, biological process: phosphatidylinositol phosphate biosynthetic process; intracellular signal transduction. Bases 184 to 783 code for a protein of 199 amino acids. Lineage: Eukaryota; Metazoa; Chordata; Amphibia; Anura; Pelobatidae. Gene Ontology annotation, molecular function: 1-phosphatidylinositol-3-kinase regulator activity. Gene Ontology annotation, cellular component: phosphatidylinositol 3-kinase complex.
CUCGUAUCACAAGAGGCUGCUCGCUAGCACUCACUGGGAAUAUAUCAGCUUUACCGUAAGCCCAGGAUCCGCUCGCAGCAAUAUCAGAACCCUGCUAUGCACCGAGGCUGAAGUCCUCCACCUGACGUUCAAUCCACGCUCGCUUCCCCCGUCCUUCUUUCGGCCAAGCUGGCUCCAACAGUCAUGGUCACGCAGAGCAAGUUCCCGACCAUGAGCCGGGCUCUGGACACCAGCCUACGGCUUAAGACCUUCUCCUCCCGAAGCGAGUACAACCUGGUGCUGAGUGCCGUACGCAAACUCCAGGAGAGCGGCUUCUACUGGAGCACCGUCACGGGCAGCCAGGCCAACCUCUUGCUGAGCGCGGAGCCCGCGGGUACCUUCUUGAUCCGCGACAGCUCAGACAAACGGCACUUCUUUACCCUCAGCGUCAAAACGGACUCUGGUACCAAAAACCUGCGCAUCCAAUGUGAGCCGUGCGGGUUCUCCCUGCAGACCGACCCACGCAGUUCGCAGCCGGUGCCGCGGUUCGAUUGCGUCCUGAAGCUUCUCAGACAUUACAUGCCCGCCAAGGAUUCUGGGAGCUGCGGCAAGAGGUCCUAUUAUAUUUAUUCUGGGGGAGAACGCGUUCCUCUGCUCCUUUCGCGGCCUUUGUCUUCCAACGUGUCCACCUUGCAGCAUCUCUGUAGGAAAGCGGUCAACGGACAGAUCGAGAACUUCGAGGCUCGGGAUCAGCUCCCUUUGCCCAUUAAGGAUUUUCUGCAGAAAUAUGACUCCCCCGUUUAACCGAACGAGCAAAUAAAGGGGGGAAAUCAGAGAAAAAAAAAGAAUAUGAAUUCUGAGAGCCACCAGCCGGAAUACUAAGGACACCUGGUGACGUCUGAGACAGAGUCUAGGUUGAAGAGAGAGUCCUUGGCGCUUUCCAAGAAGACUGAGACAAGAGAAAAGAUGUGAGUGGUGGCGUAGAGGGCCAAAAGGUGGCCGAGACUCCGUUAAGAGGGUCUCUAGAAGAAGGGGACAAGUCCAUCCCCGGUCGACAUGAUCGUCUGGACCAGCACAGCUUCAGUACCAAACGCUGCUUCCCCAACCUGCUUCCCGUUGCAUGCCGGGUGCAGGAAGCUGGACAGGGGGAGUAGUAUCAUUGCUGCACCAACAGACCAUGUUUUGGUUUCCUCCUCGGCAACGCCAGAACAGGUGGGUCUGAUUUCGCACUGAAUGUACAGCCGUAGCUAUACGGUCUUCUAAUUUAUUACAGAAUCACCUAUACAGCCUUAAAAAAAUAACAA